Messenger RNA from Vigna angularis (adzuki bean), 825 nucleotides. RefSeq names its product phytochrome A-2-like. NCBI's taxonomy places the organism in Eukaryota, Viridiplantae, Streptophyta, Magnoliopsida, Fabales, Fabaceae. Gene Ontology annotation, biological process: detection of visible light; regulation of DNA-templated transcription. The record is from RefSeq and is a predicted model, not a curated record. The coding region runs from base 1 to 825 and encodes 274 amino acids. The transcript has a single exon.
AUGGAUACGAACAUCCGUGAAUGUAUAUGGACAUCGAAUGUCCUAUAUCCGUUGUGCGAUAUGCUAAUGCGAGAUGCACCCCUAGGUAUUGUAUCACAGAGCCCUAACAUAAUGGAUCUUGUUAAGUGCGAUGAUGCAACACUGUUGUAUAAAAACAAGGUAUGGAGAUUAGGGGUAACACCAAGUGAAUCCCAAAUAAGAGAGAUAACUUUGUGGCUCUCUGAAUGUCACAAGGAUCCCAUAGGUUUAAGUACAUAUAGCUUGUCUAAUACAGGCUUCCCAGGGGCUACUACUCUUGGUGAUACAACUUGUGGAAUGGCAGUUGUCAGAAUAUCUUCCAAAGAUAUAGUUUUCUGGUUCCGAUCUCACACAACCACAGAAAUUCGAUGGGGUGGUGCAAAGCAUGAACCUGGUGAAAGGGAUGAUGGUAGCAGGAUGCAUCCAAUAUCUUCAUUUAAGGCUUUCCUUGAAGUUGUGAAGACAAGAAGUUUGCCCUGGAAGGAUUAUGAAAUGGACAUCAUUCAUUCAUUGCAACUAAUACUGAGAAAUGCAUUCAAAGACAACGAGAGUAUGGAGAUAAGCACAUAUGCUAUCAAUACAAGAUUAAGUGAUUUGAAAAUCGAAGGGAUGCAAGAACGGGAAGUAGUGACUAGUGAGAUGGUAAGGUUUAUUGAAACAGCAACAGUACCAAACAGAUGUCCCAAAAGAAGGAAGGAAUUCGAAACAGAAAUGGAGAAUGGUAGGAGGAAGAAACAGACACGGAGACAAACAGAGAACGUGAGAGUAGGGGGUGGGACUGCGAGUGAAAAUGAGAAGGAGGUGUAG